AACUCCCAGAUUCCUAAGCCAUAAACAAGAUGAGGUCCUCCUCCUCCUCCUCUUCCGCGCUUCGCCGACUGACGUCCAUCGGAUCGCAUCUCAGCGCGCCCACCAAGCACAAGAUCGUCCUCACGCGCGAUCUGGGUCCGGAUGUCAUGCCCAUGCUCACCUCGCGCGACGACAUUGAGCUGGUCACCUGGCCUGAUGAGGCUAACCCGUGUACGCGCGAAUGGCUGCUGAAGAAUGCGCCCGGUGCAGAGGGAAUCAUCAUUUUGCUCUCGAUGGCUGUCGACAACGACCUUCUGGACGCGGCUGGGCCGAGUUUGAAGGCCGUGUCAACCAUGAGCGUAGGGUACGAGCAUGUAGACAUCGCUGCGCUCGGCAAGCGCGGUGUACGACUGGGCUAUACACCCGACGUGCUGACAGACGCAGUCGCGGAUGUUUCCAUCAUGCUUGCUCUUAUGUCUAGUCGCAACGACGGCAAGUCUCUGACCUUAGCAAAGGACGGUCUGUGGCCCUCGUUUACCUGGGCCCCCUUCUCGUUCUGUGGACCCCAAUUGUCGGUCACCCCCGAGAGGCCUACGCUCACUGUCGGCUUCCUUGGCUUCGGUCGCAUAUCGCAGGCCACCCUUCGACGGCUUGUGCCCUUCGGGGUGACCCGCGUACUAUACGCCACCCGUCCCGACGCAAAGGCCGAUCCAGCGCAGGACGCUAAGUGGGCCGAGACCUUUGGGGUGAAAGAGGUGAAGCGCGCCUCGCACGCCGAGAUCGCAGCUGGCUCGGACGUCGUUUUCGCUCUCGCACCGGGAGGACCGAGCACGUACCACAUCGUGAACGAAGACUUCCUGAGGGGCAUGAAGAAGACCGCCGUCCUCGUAAACGCCGGCAGAGGUACUGUUGUCGACACCGACGCGCUCGUUAAGGCCCUCAAGGAGGGUUGGAUAUGGGGUGCAGGCUUGGACGUAAUUGAGGGCGAGCCAAAUAUUGGGAAGGACCACCCGCUUGUGCAGGAACCGAAAUGCGUGUUGUUGCCACAUAUCGGAUCCGCUACGCACCAAACGCGGCGUGCUAUGGCGUCGCGCGCGGUACGGAAUGUUAUUGCGGGCAUCAAGGGCGAGCAGAUGGAGGCUGAGGUGGCGACGAAGUAGAGCAGCAAUCUAGAGAAGACAAUACACAUGUACACUGGAUAAAGAAGAUCAGCUUUCACGCACGCGC
This is a messenger RNA of Schizophyllum commune H4-8, 1206 nucleotides long. RefSeq lists its product as uncharacterized. The coding region runs from base 30 to 1139 and encodes 369 amino acids. Gene Ontology annotation, cellular component: cytosol. The record is from RefSeq and is a predicted model, not a curated record. Lineage: Eukaryota; Fungi; Basidiomycota; Agaricomycetes; Agaricales; Schizophyllaceae. The transcript has 6 exons. Gene Ontology annotation, molecular function: glyoxylate reductase (NADPH) activity; hydroxypyruvate reductase [NAD(P)H] activity; NAD binding.